Messenger RNA from Rhopilema esculentum, 5182 nucleotides. The record is from RefSeq and is a predicted model, not a curated record. NCBI's taxonomy places the organism in Eukaryota, Metazoa, Cnidaria, Scyphozoa, Rhizostomeae, Rhizostomatidae.
AAAACGUUACAUUUGGAUGGUGCAUUCAUUUGGAGGGAAUACGAUGGAAACUGGUAUUGUUGGUCGUUAUUGUUGUCUAUAGCUUUAGAGCUUCAUGUAAUUUGGGAGUUUCAAGUAAUUUCAAACAGCAAAGGCUAUCUGCGGUUACACAGCAUAUAUGGUAACUGAAGCCAAGAAGUUUCAAAGAAAGAUUAAAGCCACAAGGGUCUUUAUAAGCUAGACAAACGCUAGCUAUUACAGAAAUAUUACAGAAAUGACCAAAGACGCUAGCUAUUACAGAAAUAUUACAGAAAUGCCUAAAGACGUUGGCACUAUUAACAAUGCUUCUGUCGGGACAUCAAAGGAUGAAAUGGCCAAAGGAAAAAACUCUCUUGCGCUCACUUUUAUUACGCUACUCAACUGUCUUAACAUUGCCGGUAUAGCAUUGAACACAAUGAUAAUUAUAGUCUAUAGAAGAAAUAGACAACUAAAAACAAAGUCAAACAUCAUAAUUGUCUCGAUGGCUAUUACCAGUAUAGUUCUUGCAUCAUCGGAGAUGAUUUGCAGCACAAGGGUCUUCAUAAGCUGGACAAACGCUCGUUGGUACUUGAAUGGAUCCUGGUGUGCAUUACAAAGCUGCCUGGAAGCUAUUCUCUGCCACUUCACUAUUCACGCCAUCGCAGCUAUGGCCAUCCAAAGGCAAAACAUCAUCUCUAAGAUCCUAAAACCAAACAUACAAACUAAGCUUCUUAGGACAAAGUUGUUGUUAUUGGCAACAUUAACAUACAUUACACUGAUCAGCAUACCCAUGUUUUUCUAUUUCCAAACAUCUUGGGUGAAUCUGACAAUGUUUCUAGGUUGCGAAAGUGCGAAAAGGGAAAGUUCAGGCUCGUUAUAUUACAGAGCAGCAUACAUAGGUAUCUUAUUUGCUAUUCCCUUCGUGGUUAUAUUCAUUAAUUACAUAUACAUUCACUACCGGAUAAAACAGAAAUCACUGCCUUUACAAAGAGAGCUAAAGCGACGGCAGCUACGCAAAGGAGCUAAUUUGAGAGCUGAUAGCUAUUCAGGUUUGAAUAUAAUUGUUAUACUGUCCUUUUCUACGUUAUUCAGCUUGCCAACCGAAGUUUUGUCGAUGGUGUUCAAAGAAAAUAUGCUGUCGGGCGACGGUGCAUGGAUAUUCUAUGCCGCCGCAGUAAUGUCGAAAAUAUUCGAGAUGUUCUCUGCGCUGGUGCAUGCUUGUGCUAGCACAAGGUACAGAGUUAAACUACGGAAAUCUUUUAUCACAAGUGGCAACACUGAAUUUUCGCUGGGUCAACAGAAAGAGUCGGCAGUCUCCCAGAGAAAAGGCGCAAGCACACUUCCUGAUGACAGAGUAUCAAGUGUUCGCACUGUACGCAGGAGGCAAAGCUCUACUGUAAAUGCAGGUCGUAAGCUCAGCGAAAGACGAAGAUCCUUUGACAGGAGAUUUCUUAGAGUUAGUUUACAAGCAAAUGAGACUGCGACACCAAGCGUGUCAACGAAAUGCGAAACCGAACAGACACACAGUGAUAUUUGCAUACACUAUGAACGACAGAAUGGAAAGAAAACAGAAGCGAUCGAAUUAAAUGUUCUGAGGGAGACUUCAAAGGGAACAGAGAUUAGAUACAGUGAUUUCGAAAACCUUGAGCAUCACAUUCAGAGACGAAUGAGCGACUCUGAGGUUGAAAAGGCUGAAAUCAAAAUAAACCAUAUAAAAAUGACCCAACUAAGGGUUGUAAGUAGCUUGUCUCGAAUAUUGAGCCUAGAUAAACGCGAAGCAGUCUGGAAAAAAUGGCAACUGGCGAAUUCUUCAGUUUAAACUAUUCAAUAAAAGCGCGAGUAUCAUGCAAAGAGCGAUACAACACAAGCGUAGAUUGAAAUUUAGCGGUAGCAUGCCAUGUUCACGUUUUAUAUCAAACAGAAAACUUGAAGAAAUUCUAAGAUUCCCUACGAGCCUCAGAAACACGUGCUGAAAUCAUUCGUAGCCGACAUAAACUUUCUUUUAAAUAUGGCUACUCUUGUCCUCAAACUGCAUUAACGGCCAACUUCGGCAGGCAAUUAAAUGUUUGGUAGUGUUUGCAUGACUUCAAAAGAGUGUCUAUUUCAGCCCUAACUGCAACAAGUAUGGAGGAAGAAACAAGAGGUCCUCUCUAACGCUCUCUAUAUGCAAUAACAUGCAGCAUCCUUUAAGUGCCAAUUCAUGCCCUGUCUUUUUAUCACAAACUCAUUAUUGUAUUGUUGCAAAACGCUGAUUCUCAUUGAAAUGAAGGUGAACAAAUGUGUUUAACUGAACUAUCAUGUUUGGAAGAUUUGCCCACAUUCAAAUGCUCACUUCAUUGCAGUUUGUUUUAUAGUCUGCUGUCAUUUCUCAAAGCACUGACAGUAAAACAAGAUGUGUAGGGGGAGCCUUGGUUACAAUGUGACAUUUUAGGCACUGUAUGCACUGUAUGGCACUGUAGAAUAAAGAAUUCAAUAUUUGAGAGUUUAUGAAAAUCUGCUGAUCCAAAUCCUGAAGAUGUUAACUAUUAACAAAAAAUGAAUCUACAGUAAGUUCAAAAUCAUCAACAAAAAUUAUUAUCAUUUACAUUUUUGAUAAACUUUUCAUGUUUAAAAGGCCAAACCUCACCAUAUCUAGUGAAUUUCAAUGAAAAAAAUUAAGUCCAUUGUCAUAUAAAAGGGUGUAUUGCAUUGAAUUAGUUUGCAUGCCCAAAUGUGAUGUAAUGCAAUGUUUCAAAUGAUUUAGUUUAUGCAUUUAAAAUCUGGUAUAAAAUAUGAUGGACUAUAAUGUAUUUGUGUAUACACUUAAUCGUAAUCUAUUGUAAUAAGCAAUGUAAAUAGUUACUCAUAAAAAUUUGCAAUUUAAGUACAUCAGUACAUCAGUAGAUAGUCAGUUUUAAAAUGUUUUCUUUUUAAAGGUUUGUGCAAACAAAACCUAUCAAGAUGAUGAAGAGCAAGGGUAAAAGAGCACAAUAACAUAUUGGGUUCUAUUGGGGUGGCUGCCCUUUACCUUUGCAAAAUUAAGCAACUUUAUUUAGCAUGCUAUUGUAUUGUCCUUUUCUUGAUGCUCUUUGUCCCCAUGCAUGCUUUCAAAAAUUUGUUCAGCAUAGAAACAGUUCCUACAGUUCCAUUUCAUGUGAAGUAAUGCAUAUAAUGUGGGAAAUCUAAUUAGAAUUACGCCUUAAAUCAUAACAUAUUUCGCUGCCAGCUUUGCUUCUUAAGCUCCAAAUUCUGUGUUUCAGUUAUCAAACAGAACUCAAAUUUACAUUUGGCUCUAGAUUGAAAGGUUGCUAAGCAUAAAAAAGCAAUAAAUAAAAUUAAAAUUUUUCAGUAUAACAGCUUCUCUUGUUCUUAUCUCCCUGGCUAUGACAUCUAAUAAACAACGGGAAACAUUUUUCAGGAUUAGCAGGGGUCGUUGUGAGUGCUUGUUCAUUAUCAAAAUGAAAUCAAAUGCUUGGCAAAUUUGUUAGGAGGUUCAAAUUUUUAUUUCAAAUUCUUCGAAUCUUGCCCAACAUUACCCAACAAAUGUUUGCUAACCAAACAAGAUGACCAAUCAGGUCAAACAUUCUACUAAACAUUUGUUUUCAAAUCAUAAAUGAAAUGAUUGCUCUAUUUGACUAGGGCUUAAAAACAUUUGCUUAUUAUUUGUUUACUGUCAAAGGCAUUUAUUUGUUUAUGAAGCAUUAGAAGUGGAAGUUUUCCCUUAUUUUUAACAAUUCUUCUAAAUUAUCACAAAGAAUGUCAAAUCAUUUAAUGUCAUUCUAUAUACUGAUUAUACAAAGAUACAAACCAACUCUUCUUAUUCUUUUAUUAUUGUCCCUGACCAAGUGGGAAUGACAGCUGGUCCAUUAAUUCCCACAUUUUUUCUUGCAAAACAGGCACAACAUCACUGGCUAUAAACAGAUGGGUGGUAUCCAAGUCUUUGAUAAUGAAUUUUUGCCCCAGCGAAUUCCUUUCAUCAAGGUGCAACAAAAAUUGUUUGACAGCUGGGUCACUAAAACAAACAGUGCAAAAUUACAGGAGUAUUUUAGAGCUACAUAAAACAUAACAACAUAAUAACAAAUGACAUGAAAUAUUAUUCAAAUUGUUUUCAAAAAAGGUAUUGAGUCUGGUUCAUAAUAAAAUUUGCAGUUCUAUGCAGAUAAUGAAUAAAAAUUUCCACAACAAAUUAAAAACAACGCUGGCUUUUUUCUUCCAUUCAGAAAUGCUUGUUACAAACAGUCAAGAGAAUUGGUCAAGUUAAUUGGUAAUAGAUGAUUUCCUGCCAGUUGCUGCAGGUCAAUAGUAAUCUGACACAACUCAAUAAGUAUUUCAUAUCCAUUUUACUUGUAAAGAUUAGACUAGCCUUCAAUUUGAAGUUAGGUAGAUGGGAUGAAAACAUCAAUUCCAUGUAUGAGCAAACCUGAACCUUUUACAUAGAAAGCAAGAAGGGCUAUCACACUGCCUGAAUUUGGUACAACAUAAAAAUCAGAGCUUCCGCAGACGUAAAAGGAAAAAAUCAUAUUGAAAUUUCAAGUUUAGCUAUUCUUUCCUUAAAAUUUUAACUUCAAUCUAUAGGCCUAAAAAUAGUGCCUUUGAACCAAUUUCAAAAGAGGUCUGCAUUGCUUGUGAUGUCUCUGAUAUGAAUGAUAGUUACAUUAAAGUCAUAAAACUUAUAUUAAGGCAGUCACAAAUUAAACAAACAGAUUUCAUUGACAUUAGACAUUUAAGAAUCCUUUGCCACAAAUGGAAAUAUGGUCUUGUAUGAUCUAUUGUUCAUUCAAAGCUUCAUUAAUAAUAACAAACAUCCAAGAAAGUGGCAGAUGUGAGGUUUAAAAGGGCCAAGCUCAUGUUUAGCCAAAAUGUAUGCCCUGCUGCAGAGUAUAUGGCAAUUCUCAACGAGAUCUCAUGCAGGCACAGUCAAUUCGAAAUCUCUUUUAAUAUUCAUAUGGGGUACAAAAAAAGUGCUAUAGUAAAAUCAAUAAGCAGCUUCAAAUUUUGGUAUGCAGCAUUGACCCUCUGCAUGUAACUCCAUACUCAAAUAUGCUCAGCGUGGGCUUAGGAACAUGCCUUGGCAUACAAUGAAGAAUCCUGUUGCUCGUAGUAUCUGCAAACAUCCAUUGGUGCUUGAUUGAGCAUCACAAAAUAUAAUCAAUAUCAUAAUUUGGUCUUUUGAAAUUAAUAUUUAGAUAUCAUAAACACUCUAGCC